AUGGAUAAUGUGUCUGUAGAAACUAUGUUUUUUCUCUCUGGCUUAAAUGAAACAACAAACUACCGAGUUGCUCUCUUCUUUCUCACUUUGCAGUGUUACGGUUUGGUUUUGCUGGUAAAUAUUUCUCUUAUUGUGAUCAUCAUCUGGGAUAAAAAACUGCAUGAACCAAUGUAUAUUCUGUUGUGCACUUUUUGCGUGAAUGAACUUUAUGGGACGGCAGGUUUCUACCCCAAGUUUCUCUGGGAUCUGCUUUCUCCUGCUCAUGUCAUCUCUUAUUCUGGAUGCCUUAUUCAGGCUCUAGUAAUUUACUCAUUUGUCUGCACUGAUAUGUCCAUUCUAGCAGUCAUGGCGUAUGACAGAUAUGUGGCGAUAUGUCAACCGCUGCAGUACCACUCUAUCAUGUCAAAGCAACGACUCAUUAAGUUGGUGUGUUUCUCUUGGUUAACACCUUUCUGCAGCACGGUCAUAAAUAUUUUUCUGACAUCUAGAUUACAGUUAUGCAGCCCGUAUAUUGCCAGACUCUUUUGCGUGAACUGGGUUAUUGUUGAACUUGCUUGUUUCCCAGAACAAACUACCGGUAGUGGAGUAGUUCUAUACUUAACAGUAAUCAUUUAUGUCUUUCAUGGUUUUUUUAUAGUUUGCUCCUACAUGUAUGUCAUUAAAACUUGUGUAAAUUCUAUUGAAAACAGGGCAAAGUUCAUGCAAACAUGCGUGCCACAUUUAACCUGCUUCAGCAUUUUCCUGGUGACUGUAGUUUUCAAUGUCAUGUACUUGCGAUUUGGUUCAAAAGAUUUGCCUCAAACUGUUCAAAACUUUGUUGCAGUAGAAUUUAUCGUCAUACCUCCGAUCAUGAAUCCUCUCAUUUAUGGUUUCAAACUGACCAAAAUUCAGAACAGAAUUCUGGGUGUUAUAAAUUUUAAAACCAAAUAA
Chelmon rostratus (copperband butterflyfish) is the source of this 930-nucleotide messenger RNA. Its product is annotated as olfactory receptor 142-like. Gene Ontology annotation, molecular function: G protein-coupled receptor activity; olfactory receptor activity. Gene Ontology annotation, biological process: G protein-coupled receptor signaling pathway. Gene Ontology annotation, cellular component: membrane. Lineage: Eukaryota; Metazoa; Chordata; Actinopteri; Chaetodontiformes; Chaetodontidae. The coding region runs from base 1 to 930 and encodes 309 amino acids. The record is from RefSeq and is a predicted model, not a curated record. The transcript has a single exon.